AUGUCAGCUGCAGAACUGUUGGGUUCAACCGCGGCAUUUGCGCAAGGGAACGAAAACGUCAUACUGGAUAUCUUCAAGAGGUGGGAUGAGGAUCACAGUGGGUAUAUCGAUCGCGACGAGCUAGCCAGCAUCAUGUACAAGGUGUCUCCGAGUCUCAGCCAGGACCAGAUCGACGUGCUACUGGGGUGCAUUGACAGCAACCUCGAUGGUGUCAUUGACUAUCGCGAAUUUGUGGGCUGGCUUACAAACAGGCUAGCCCAAUAUACAGUUGGGGAUGACGGAUGGAUCACCGAUUUCGACUUGAAGGGGCUCCUGAAGCCACUUUUCGAAAUCUGGGACAAAGAUGGCUCAGGCGAAAUUACGAGGGAAGAGUUCAACGAGCUGUCGCAGAUUCUGCAAAACUCACUGCGACUGCAUCCUCUCGCCAAAGGAGAUGUCCUUGUAGUCGACUUCGAAGUCAAGGAGUUCGUGUCUUUGGAUGAGUUUGUAUCGUGGCAGUCCGGGGUCCUGCAGAGAUCUGGCGUCCCGAACAACAAGCUGCCAGAGUUGAUUCACACGCUCGCAGAAUCACUUCAGUGCAUCUUCGACAUUGAGCAGAUGAAUCAGCAGGCCGCGACAGGCGUCGACAAGACGUUCUCCGCCUUGUCGAACACUAUCCAAGUU
Molecule: messenger RNA, 663 nt
Organism: Symbiodinium necroappetens
Lineage: Eukaryota; Dinophyceae; Suessiales; Symbiodiniaceae
Source: the annotation of a GenBank genome assembly